UUUGCUCUGGUUACAUGAGCUCACACAGAAGAGAGUGAGAGGCCGUGGAUGAAGACAUUUACCUGGAGACGACAAAAAUAAAAAGGGCCUCAACGCACAGGAGCCACAGAAGAAAAUCCUGAGGAGAAAAGAGAGUAGAGCCAUCCAGAUGAUGAAGUGUGUUGUUGUGUUGCUGAGCCUCCUCUCAGUGGGUCGCUCGGACCCGGAGAGCGGCUGCGACCGUCUGGUUCAACCAAUCACCAUCAGCAAUGAACAGAUGCUUGGUAGGUGGCUGUACAUCGGGGGGAGCACUGACCUCCCAGGAAGCCGCUCGCUGGGCCAUCUGAUGACCAGUGUCUGGUUGGACGUCACUGCCACUUCCCAGAGCAACAUCCUGAACAUCCUCCAGACUCAGAGAAUAUACAGUGAUUGUUCGAGCUUAACCUACAACGCGACCUUUGAGAACAGCACAAUGUUAAUAGAGCAACCUUUCCACCUGAAGGAAGUCUAUCUGCCGACUGACUGCUCCGACUGUCUGGUCGUCUAUGAAGAAGUUAUCUCUGGCACAGACACGUUUACCAGUCUUCUGCUUUUCAGCAGGAGAAAGAGUGUCUCUGCCGUCACUCAGGAGAUGCUCAUGAGACAGGCAGAAUGUCUCCGCAUGCAGUCGCCCAUAAUGAUAAACCCCAACUACGAAAUCUGUCCGGACAACAUCCUGCCUUCAGAGGGACUCAGCGCCCUCAACACCGUGUUUGAAGCCAAGAUGGGACAUCGAGUUGCGAGACUUCUGGACAGUUUUUUUGAUAUGUUUGUGAACUGAUUUAUAAUUAACGUCGAGUUGUGUCAUGAGUCAUUUUGAAUGAGUAAACAUACAUUUUUACUGAUUGACAAUAAAUGGAUACAAAUAUUUCAUGUUUGAAUAUAUCCAAAUGUCACAAGUACAUUUCCAUACAGUUAAAAUGAUGUACUCCAAUCAACGUGUACAAUAUAUAUACAGUCCCUGUCACUCAAUUACACAUACUGUUAUAUUAUAAACAGGUAAAUAUACAGGAAAGAAAGAAAUAGACUAAGUUAUAGCUUCUAUGUCACAACAUCAUCAUUUUUUUUGCAUAUAAGGAGAUGUGUUUUUGCCAUUUAGAGAUAUUAUAUGUAACAAUUCUUCAUUAAAAAUAACCAAACCUA
Platichthys flesus (European flounder) is the source of this 1161-nucleotide messenger RNA. RefSeq lists its product as uncharacterized. The transcript has 6 exons. The record is from RefSeq and is a predicted model, not a curated record. NCBI's taxonomy places the organism in Eukaryota, Metazoa, Chordata, Actinopteri, Pleuronectiformes, Pleuronectidae. Bases 149 to 799 code for a protein of 216 amino acids.